Molecule: messenger RNA, 1320 nt
Organism: Camellia sinensis
Lineage: Eukaryota; Viridiplantae; Streptophyta; Magnoliopsida; Ericales; Theaceae
Source: RefSeq, a predicted model, not a curated record
AUGUCCUCCUUCCUUAAAGGCAAGAAGCUCUGGCGAAUUGUCACCGGGGAUGUGACUAAACCGGUGAAAGACAGUGCCAUUAAUGAAACUACUGCUCCUACUGCUACAUAUGAAGACCGACUUGAGGAAUGGGACAGUUCCUCCUUCAUCGAGACGCCCUUGCUCACUCCUGAUCCCGUCCAGCCUGCUCUCCCUGAAGGUCUACCUCUUAUUGCCACACCUCCUUCUCCACCGGUUCUUCCUCUCACUGAUCCUCCUACGGGUCGACCAUGCCAGCAAGCUAUGACUGAUGAACUCCAGGCCUUGGACAAACCUCAUACUUGGGAUCUUGUUGAUCUUUCUCUUGUCCUAAGAAACAUAAUUAAUGAUAGAAGCAAAUCGAAUCAACGAGCUGAGGCAAAUAGAGUUUAUGAUUCCAUUACAUCUUUUGAACUUGUCUUCGUCUUACAUCUUAUGAGGGAUAUCAUGGAGAUUACUAAUGAUCUUUGCCAAGCAUUGCAAAUUCUAAGAAACAUAAUUAAUGAUAGAAGCAAAUCGAAUCAACGAGCAGAGGCAGAUGGAGUUUGUGAUUCCAUUACAUCUUUUGAGUUUGUCUUCAUCUUACAUCUUAUGAGGGAUAUCAUGGAGAUUACUGAUGAUCUUUGCCAAGCUUUGCAAAUUCCUGAUAUGAGUUGUCCUUAUAAAGGAGGUCGAGGUCGGUCUCAUUCUGAAAGAGAUCAACUCACCAUGGAACAUCAUUUUCGAGUUGAUAUUUUUAUGGUUACAGUUGAUUCUCAGUUUCAAGAAUUAAACAAUAGGUUUAAGGAAGAUGUAAUGGAAUUGCUUGUUCUUAGCUCAGUUUUGGAUCAUAGGGAUGGUUAUAGAUCAUUCAAAAUUGAGGAUAUUUGCAAACUUGCAAAUAAAUUUUAUCCCAUGGAUUUCUCCGAGCAAGAAAAAUUGCAUUUGAAAUAUCAGUUGGAAAACUAUAAGCUUGAUAUUUCCAUACUUUCCGAGUUUCAGAAGCUGUCAACCAUUUCUAAGUUGUGUCAAAUGUUGGCAAAAAUAAAAAAGUCGACAAGUUAUCCUCUUAUUGAUAGAUUGAUUCGUCUUGUGUUGACUUUAUCUGUUUCAAUUGUUACAUCAGAACGUGCAUUUUUGGCUAUGAAACUCAUUAAGUCUAAAUUGCGCAAUAAGAUAGAAGAUGGUUUUCUGGCUAGUUACUUGAUUACGUACAUUGAAAAAAACAUUGCUCAAGGGUUUGAUGUAGAUUCUAUCAUCCAUACUUUUGAUAUUAUGAAAGAGCGUCGAAUUCAAUUGAAGAUGCCUAAUUUUAGUAAAUAA